Molecule: messenger RNA, 6063 nt
Organism: Cynoglossus semilaevis (tongue sole)
Lineage: Eukaryota; Metazoa; Chordata; Actinopteri; Pleuronectiformes; Cynoglossidae
Gene: fnip1
Product: folliculin interacting protein 1
Exons: 18
Coding region: 122-3850 (1242 amino acids)
Cellular component (GO): cytoplasm
Molecular function (GO): protein-folding chaperone binding; ATPase inhibitor activity
Source: RefSeq, a predicted model, not a curated record
CCUGUGACUAAUGCCUGUCAUAUGACUGUGACAUCCAUGGAGACAGUUACAAGGAACAAGAUUCUCUCUUGCCUGUGAAAAGACAAAGAGACUUUCUGUACCGAUUUUAUGUUGGUACAAAAUGCCUCCGACUCUCUUCCAGAAACUUUUCAACAAAAGAAAUGCCCUUUCGUCGCCGCCUCCCAGAUGUAGCAAAGAUGAGCCAGCUUUCAGUUGGCCCCUGCCCCAGCUGGAGCCCGGUCAGAUCAGGCUUAUAGUUUAUCAGGACUGUGAACGGCGUGGUCGAAAUGUCCUCUUUGACUCCAGUGCCAAAAGGAAGGGCACAGAGGAAAAUCCCAUCAGUAGCACCCAGGGCCAGGUGAAGAUGUUUGGGAAAUGCUGCCAGCUCCGUCCAACAGGUGGCAGCAGCAGUUCCCUGGACAGCUCUUCCUCUUGCACCUCUGAUAACAGGGACACCAAAGAGCAUGGUCUCCGAUACCAGGGUUCCAGGUGUUCCUCCGACGUGGUCAUGUUGGGUGAGAUGAUGUUUGGCUCUGUGGCCAUGAGCUACAAAGGCUCCACAUUAAAGAUUCACCAGAUCAGAUCACCACCUCAGCUGAUGCUGAGUAAGGUCUUCACGGCCAGGACUGGAGGCAGUGUGUACGGUAGCCUCAACACGUUACAGGACAGCCUGGAGUUCAUUGGACAGGACAGCAACACACCGAAGCCAGAUCACAACUCUGGGGCCAACAGUCUCUUAGGGAACAUAGGAUUUUCUCAGCUCUGCAGCCCUCGCCGGGCCUUCUCUGAACAGGGCCCUCUGCGCCUCAUCAAAAGCGCGUCUUUCUUUUCAGGACGCAGUCACCCCAUGGACAUGCCUGGCCGUGGACCGUACGAUGAGCGGGACAGCGGCAUCGCCAGAUCAGCGUCUCUCAGCAGCCUGUUGAUCACUCCCUUCCCGUCUCCCGGCUCCUCCCAACCCAGCAGCUGUGCGUCCAGUUACCAGCGCAGAUGGCUGCGCAGCCAAACCACCAGCCUGGAGAACGGUGUUUUUCCUCGAUGGUCGGUAGAAGAGAGUUUCAACAUGUCCGAUGAAAGUGGGGCGCCGAGCUUGGGUGUAGCCCGGAAAAAGAAGAUCGCCAUCGGGGUCAUCUUCACGUUGUCGCUCAAUCCAGAGGAAAACAACCGCUUCCAGGAGUUCUUCUUCUCCCACUUUCCUCUCUUUGAAAGCCACAUGAACAAACUCAAGAGCGCUAUUGAACAGGCCAUGAAGAUGAGUCGACGGUCAGCUGAUACCAGCCAGCGGGCCUUGGCCUACAGCCGAAUGGUGGACGGACUUAAUGAGUUCAGGAUGACCAUCUGUGACCUCUACACCAUGCCUCGAGUGGCUGAGCCUGUCUGGUUGACUAUGAUGUCUGGCGUGUCAGAGAAGAACCAGCUCUGCGGUCAGUUCAUGAGGGAGCUUUCACUUCUGAUGGAGCAGGCCUCCAAGAACCAAUUUCUUCCCGCCUUAUUGACCGCCAUCUUGACUAAUCACUUGGCGUGGGUCCCCACUGUCAUGCCCAAUGGACAGCCCCCGAUCAAGAUUUUCCUGGAGAAACACUCCUCUCAGAGUGUUGACAUGUUGGCGAAGACGCACCCUUACAAUCCGCUGUGGGCGCAGCUAGGUGACCUGUAUGGCGCUAUUGGUUCACCGGUGCGGCUUUCGAGGACGGUGGUGGUCGGCCGUAGACAAGAGCUGGUCCAGAGACUUCUCUAUGUCCUCACCUACUUCAUCCGCUGCUCGGAGUUGCUGGAGACACACAUGCUGGACACGGCUGAGGACGAGGCCAUCGUCAUGCCCGGCUCCCUCAUCACAACCUCUCUGAGGAAAGGAGAGGUGGAGGAGUCGGACUACGUCUUAGUCACUGUCCACAAACCCACGGGGGACUACUUGUCCCAAGGCGCAGACGGUGGUCAGAACGAGGCAGAGGACAGCAGCUGUCCGUCGCAUAACAGCCUCCAGAGCAGCACAUAUACAGACAGUGAGGUGGGCAACGGUGUUGAAGAUGCACCAAAAGAGGAGGAAGAUGAGGAGGAGGAGGAGGAGGAAGAAGAGGAGGAAGAGGACAGCAGUGAGAGUCAAGGGUCAAGGAGCAGUGUCCUUCAGACAGGUCACAGUCAGGAUACAACCACUGCAUUAAGGACUACAGAAGACGAACCUCAGGAGCUGCGCGUAGAGUCCAGCAGCCCUGUAGGUGCAGAGCCUCGACUGGAGACUGUGCUGCCUGUCGGCUCCGCCUCCUCCUCCAGGGAUAUCCUCCAGAUAUGUGCGGAUACAGAGACCAGGGCUGAGCUAAAGCUAAUCGUCCCAUCAAUACCCGCAGCUCUUGCGAGUCCAACCCAAACACCCCCUACGGAGCGCAGGUGCUCUGGGAACCCUGCCACCAAAAUGCCUAUUCCUUGGCCUUCAGGAAUCCCUACAGAGAAGAAGCCUCCAGAUAGAAACGCGGCUGCAACCAUACCCGUGCCGGUGGUACCCGGAAACAAGGUGGGCUUUAGCCUAACCGAAGGGGAACCAACCACAAAAGUCACUUUCCUCAUCGGAGUCUCCAUGUCUCCUGAGUCAGACACGGAGAGCUGCAGACGGAGGAUGGAGGACGAGAUACGGAAACACAAGAAACACCUCGCUCACUCCAAGGCCAGCAGCAGCGGUGCGACGGAGGACCAAAGCAAACAGACGAAGGCCGCUUCAGCCCUGCAGCGGGUGUCCAGUCAGAUGCCCAAGUGGAACCCAAGCUGCAUGGAUGAUUUUGACGAGUACUUCAGCCCGGAGAACCCCGUGGAGACGAGGACGAUAGACGAUGUGGCCAAACAUCAGGAGGCCAGGACAUUAGACAGCACGCACAAAGACUUGUUGGAUCCUUCAGGAAUCCCACAGUGUGGUCAGUUUACAGGUCACAGCUCCCAGAAUGCCGUCAAGACUCAGGGUCUGGGACUCUGUUUAGGUUCGGACGGCACACAGGCUGGGUUUAGCAGGAAGGGAGACGCUCUGUUGGAUGUGCAGAGAAGGUGCAGGUGUGGGUCUACAGACUCCUCUGAAGCGUGCUGCUGUAGGGGCUGUUCUGCUGAGCAGGACAAGGCUCUUAUGUUGUCAGUCCCUGUUCUGCCGGAUGGAAGUGGCAACAGCAGAGAGGACCAAAAACACAAAGUGGUUCCUGUCAAUGACUGGGAGAUACCGCGCAACGAGAGUUCGGACAGUGCACUGGGAGACAGCGAGAGUGAGGAGACGGAAGACUGGCAGGAGGAGGUGCUGCUGCCCUUCCCUGGGUCAAAGUUGGUGGAAAACUACUCCAAGCCAAGCAUAGCCAACUUUGGCAGAUCUCUGUUUGGAGGCUACUGCCCCACCUAUGUGCCAGACUUUGUACUGCAUGGGAUGCCCAGUGAUGAAAAGCUUCGACAAAGCCUCAUGUCUGAGUUAGGUCACGCUGUUCAGCAUUCAGUAUUGGAUGAGCCCAUAGCCGAGGCCGUCUGCAUUAUAGCAGACACAGACAAAUGGACAGUCCAGGUGGCCAGCAGUCAGAGACGACCAACCGACAUCAACAAGCUGGGAAAAGAGGUCUUGGUGUCCAACCUGGUCUCCAGCCUUCUACAGUCCACGCACCAGCUCUACAAACUCAACCUGUCACCAAACUUUUGCAUCAUGCACCUUGAAGAUCGACUGCAGGAAAUUUACUUCAAGAGUAAGAUGCUGGCAGAGUAUUUAAAGGGUCAGACAAGAGUCCACGUAAAAGAACUGGGCAUGGUUUUAGGAAUCGAGUCCGGCGACCUCCCCCUGUUGGCUGCUGUGGCCAGCACUCACUCCCCCUAUGUGGCUCAGAUCCUACUGUGACACAGCAAAGACACCAAGGUCUGCAGGCAGCCUGAAGGAAAUCAAUCAGACAUGAGUACUGAUGACACUCUGGUUCAAAGACACUGGGUCAGAGGUCAGCAGCCAUACCCCCACCCCUGAUCCCGGUGAGGUUCUGUCUCUCACGACGCCAGGGCUCAGAGGGAUCUUUGCCCUGUGCUUGAGCUGUGUCCGUCUCUGUGGACCACAGCUAACGGCUCCUCUACCUACUAGCACUGCUGUUGAAACUGGAGCAAUACUGAUGUUGCACCACAUCCGGGGAUGAGGCUGUCAUAUGAAAGGGAACUCUGACGAUGAAGGGAACAUCCUGACAUGACCUUCUCCCGUACUUUUUCAAUUUUUCUUUUUUUUUUUUAAACUAAGAUUUAAAGGGACUCACUUUUUGAAAACAAAAGCCAAAGACUUUUAUUUUUCAUUUUCCCAGUGGAAAAAAGGUGAAAUGAAAUUUACGUGACCUGACGUUAACAACAAGUUGCAUUUUCUGCUCUUUUACUGUACAAUCGUAAACUCACUGGUGAUAAGUCAGUUCAAGGACAAGAGCCUUUUUUUAGACUUUACUUGGAGGUAAAUAUCACUGAGCACAUUUUUCAAUCCUUACUCCUAUUUUGUCGUUCCUUUUUGUUUUUUGUUUACAUGCUUAAUUUCCCUAAGAUUUUUUUUUUAACAUACCUGCCAGUUAGAUAUAAUUUGCCAAAUUUCACUGCAUCUUUGAUUUUAAUACCAGUUUUAGAGAGGAGGUUAACACCACCAGUGGUUUUGACGUCUGUUAUCAUAGGAUCAGCUCUACCUCAGAUCUUCAUAUGGGCUGUGAUUGAGUACGAAACCACCAGGAAAUACUUUUUAAACUUUUUAAAUCAGUCAUGUCGGAGAGAAAAAAAAAACUGUGUAAACUGGAUGCUGUGUUCUUUAAGAAAGGGAAAAGCUGUUUCAUUCUUUAGGAUGAUCCUAUAUAAGAAAAAAGAAAAAAAAUUACACAUCAAAAUGCAAAUAAGAUGGUUCCCUUUCUACUGUGGGUUAGCAACAAUGCACCAUCUUUGCAUAUUUUAGAACUAAAUGCUGAGAUAUUUUCACACUUUCACACUAGCUCUGCCACCUUUUGUAUGAUGUUUACAGCUGCUCCGCGAAGAAAGGCAGACGUAGCGCAGCAGGCCUUGUAGUUUGUACGUUCGUAUCAGUUAUUGCGAUUUCAGUCAAAAGCAACGUCUUUGUUGUUUUUUUCCCCCUUUAUAAACCCAGUUUGUAUUAGAGAGAACGAGACACUUUGCUUGUUUUGAGUUCAAAGAAGCAUUAUUUUUGUUUUUCUCAGACGGAUUUAUUUGUCAAACGUUGACAGCGUGGAAGAUCCAUUCAUCAGUCCUGCGUUUGGUGGCAGAACAAAUAGAGUAAAACCUGUCCCCGUGAGCGAGUGCAUCAUUUAUGAAGACGGAGCGGAAGUGCCGAGUUUCAGUAGUACACACAUCCAUAUUCUACUUUACCUCUGUGCUGCAUAUUGCCUCCAUUGCAGAGGAAGUACAGAGAGAGAGAGAGAUAUUUUUUUUACCAAGUGUGUAGCUUUAUAUAAUUUGAAACUUUACCAUUAAGUUCACAAAUCUCUAUAUGUCCUACUUAAAAAUUAGAUUGUGGCUCAGGCGUGUCAUUUGGUAGCAAAGUUUGCUGAUGGUCUAUAAGUCAAACUGUACACUGACUGAGAAUCAGUCACUAGAAAAUACCGGAAUUCCUGGUAGUGCAAUGCAGAGAAAUAUGAACAGUGAUUGUCUUUAUUUUUAUAGCUAAGUCGCAUCCGGAUAUUAUAACGUAAGUCUUAACGGAGAAGUGACAUGGAGUCAUUGCAGGCUUCUGGAGAGCUUGUUUUGCUGGUAUAAUUGAUAGAUAAAUAUAUAUAUACACACACACACACACACACACACACACACACACAGUACAUGCUUGUUACUGCAUUGGAGAUGCUCGCCAAUAUCAGUCUGCAUUUUUGUACAAACCAGCCAUUAUGUUUAAAAAGGUAUACAUUUAUAUCUGCUUUUCCUUUGUACACAAAUAAAUUAUUUAGUUCCUCCUGUUAUGUUUAACGGUUUGCGUAAACUGUACAUAAACUCAGUUCAUUUCCAUGUAUUUGUACAGAAUGUCUUUAAAGUCUGCUCAAAUUAUUUUCCCAAUUUUCUGGGAAUGUUGUGCAAUAAAAAUGCCCAUGUUGAGAA